AUGGCUUCAGCUAACCGCCUGGCAGUUGAGCGGCAACGUCUGACUCAAGAGUCUUAUCCAGCUAGAGUUAUCAACAUGAUCCAGGCUUCAAGGCAUCCGUCUAUCAAUAGAAUUUAUGACUCCACCUGCAAGGACUUCUUCAGUUGGUGUUCCAGGAAUCAAAUUGAUAUGUCCUCAAUUACUGUGCCUAGAAUUUUGGAAUAUUUGAUGGACGAUAUCGACAAAGGCCUCUUUCCGAAUACUAUCAAAAGGCAGGAGCUCGUUCUGCCGAGCUUUUGUCCUCGGCCGUCUCACGACCUGGAACGCCAGUGGCACACCUUGGAUAUGCGCAGAGCGUUACGCCUUUACAUAAAGUGGACUUCUGUCUUCCGUAAAGAUGAACCCAGCAGUUACACGUGUACAACAUGUAAACAGCCAUUCAACAGCGCCUGGUUUCUCUUGCAACAUGCACAGAACACUCAUGGAUUAAGAAUCUACUUAGAAAGUGAACAUGGAAGUCCUCUGACACCCCGGGUUGGUAUCCCAUCAGGACUAGGUGCAGAAUGCCCUUCUCAGCCACCACUCCAUGGGAUUCACAUUGCAGACAAUAAUCCUUUUAAUCUUCUUAGAAUACCUGGGUCAGUCGCGAGAGAAGCAUCAGGUCUUGGAGAAGGGCGUUUCCCUCCCACACCUCCUUUGUUUAGUCCCCCUCCAAGACAUCAUUUGGAUCCACAUCGCAUAGAACGCCUAGGUGCUGAAGAAAUGGCUCUUGCAACCCAUCACCCCAGUGCCUUCGACAGGGUGCUGCGACUCAACCCUAUGGCCAUGGAGCCUCCAGCUAUGGAUUUCUCCAGGCGGCUUAGGGAGUUAGCUGGAAACACCUCUAGUCCACCAUUGUCACCGAACCGGCCCAGCCCUAUGCAAAGGUUACUACAACCAUUCCAGCCAGGCAGCAAGCCACCAUUUCUGGCAACACCUCCUCUUCCUCCUCUUCAGUCUGCUCCUCCUCCUUCUCAGCCUCCUAUCAAAUCCAAGUCCUGUGAAUUUUGUGGGAAAACCUUUAAAUUUCAGAGCAACUUAGUUGUCCAUCGUAGAAGCCACACUGGAGAAAAACCCUACAAGUGCAACCUUUGUGAUCAUGCAUGCACUCAAGCAAGCAAGUUAAAACGCCACAUGAAAACACACAUGCACAAAUCCUCCCCAAUGACUGUGAAGUCAGAUGAUGGCCUCUCUACAGCCAGUUCCCCAGAGCCCGGAACCAGUGACCUUGUUGGCAGUGCUAGCAGUGCCCUCAAAUCUGUGGUGGCUAAGUUUAAAAGUGAGAAUGAUUCCAAUAUUAUUCCAGAAAAUGGGGAUGAAGAAGAGGAAGAAGAGGAGGAGGAGGAAGAAGAGGAGGAAGAAGAAGAGGAGGAGGAUUUGACUGAAAAUGAAAGGCCAGACUAUGGGUUUGGCAUCAAUCUAGAAGCAGCUCGGCACCAUGAAAACAAUUCCCGGUCUAUUGAGGAGAAUCGUUCUAUCCCGGAUGUCAUGCAAGGGAUGGUCCUGAGUUCCAUGCAGCACUUCAGUGAGGCUUUCCAUCAGGUUCUUGGUGAGAAACAUAAACGAGGGCACUUAUCUGAAUCUGAGGUGCAUAGAGAUACAUGUGAUGAAGACUCAGUAGCUGGUGAAUCUGAUCGCAUCGAUGAUGGUGCUAUUAAUGGUCGGGGGUGUUCCCCUGGUGAAUCUGCCUCCGGAGGUUUGUCCAAAAAGCUGCUCUUGGGUAGCCCAAGCUCCCUAAGUCCUUUUUCUAAACGCAUCAAACUUGAGAAGGAGUUUGACCUUCCCACGACAGCUAUGCCUAACACUGAAAAUGUUUACUCCCAGUGGCUAGCUGGGUAUGCUGCUUCUCGGCAGCUAAAAGAUCCAUUCCUCAACUUUGGAGACUCCCGACAAUCGCCUUUUGCUUCCUCCUCAGAACACUCCUCUGAAAAUGGAAGUUUACGCUUCUCGACGCCUCCCGGGGAGAUGGAUGGAGGGAUAUCAGGCCGCAGCGGUACAGGAAGUGGAGGGAGCACCCCGCAUAUUAGUGGUCCAGGCCCUGGAAGGCCUAGUUCAAAAGAGGGCAGACGCAGCGACACUUGUGAGUACUGUGGGAAAGUCUUCAAGAACUGUAGUAACCUCACUGUCCACAGGAGAAGCCACACUGGGGAAAGGCCUUAUAAAUGUGAGCUGUGUAACUACGCCUGCGCCCAGAGUAGCAAACUCACCAGGCACAUGAAAACGCAUGGUCAGGUGGGGAAGGACGUUUACAAAUGUGAAAUUUGUAAGAUGCCUUUUAGCGUGUACAGUACCCUGGAAAAACACAUGAAAAAAUGGCACAGUGAUCGAGUCUUGAAUAAUGACAUAAAAACUGAAUAGAGGUAUAUUAACUUGACCCCUUCUCCUUCCUUCCCCCAAUUUAUUCCUGGCCCCCUGUGUAGAGAUUUUCUAGUCCCUUGUGAGUAAAAUAUUGGAAGCUAAGAAUGAUAUUAAGAAAGUGCUUGUCACUAGCACACCUGUUUUCAUCUUCCUUUUUGUUUUGUUUCUUUUCCCUUUCUUUUCUGUUUUCAUCAUUUGAAUGCAUGAUCUGUAUUGGGGCAAUACUACGCAAACUUUGAGCCUUUCUCUUGUGCAAUAAUUUACAUGUUGUGUAUGUUUAUUGAUUUUUUUAAAAAUUAGACAGCAUGUAUGGUAUGUUAUGACUGUUUUUUUUAAAAAAAAAAUGUCCCCAAAUUCUUUGCUGAGCAAACAGACAAAAAGAUCUUUCACACACAUGCACAGCACCAUGGCUGUUUCCAGUGAUGUUCCAGAGAGAGAG
This is a messenger RNA of Protobothrops mucrosquamatus (brown spotted pit viper), 2815 nucleotides long. RefSeq names its product BAF chromatin remodeling complex subunit BCL11A (gene BCL11A). Gene Ontology annotation, molecular function: DNA-binding transcription factor activity; RNA polymerase II cis-regulatory region sequence-specific DNA binding. Lineage: Eukaryota; Metazoa; Chordata; Lepidosauria; Squamata; Viperidae. Bases 1 to 2376 code for a protein of 791 amino acids. The record is from RefSeq and is a predicted model, not a curated record. Gene Ontology annotation, cellular component: nucleus. Gene Ontology annotation, biological process: regulation of transcription by RNA polymerase II; negative regulation of dendrite development. The transcript is spliced from 3 exons.